Molecule: messenger RNA, 489 nt
Organism: Lathyrus sativus (Indian pea)
Lineage: Eukaryota; Viridiplantae; Streptophyta; Magnoliopsida; Fabales; Fabaceae
Source: the annotation of a GenBank genome assembly
AUGGCGGGAACGGGAUUCGGUGGCGCUAUAGCACCGACGUCACUGGUCAGAUCAUGGAGAACCUCCUUUUUAACACCGAGAGACGAAACCCUAACAAAUCCUCCUCGCAAUUCCACAGCUCAAUUGCUCCAGAGUCUCAUUUUCUCUCAUUCUCAUAAUUUGUUAAGUGCAGCACCCAAAGUUUCUUCUCACGAGGUUUUAUCGGACAUUGCGUUUCUGAUGGAAUUGGUUGCUGCUACUUCUUCAUAUGAAGAAGACUGUGUUCAUAUCUAUACUCAAACAUCACGCUUGGUCCACAAUAUAUGUCGACAAGUUAAGUUUGACAUAAAUAGCUACUCUUUCGGCAGGUUUCUUGGUUCUUUCAAGAAGAUGUUGGAUAAGUUUCUUGGAAAAGAUGCUACUGGCGAUAAGUUAACUGGAAUUUGCAGAGCCGCAGCAAUUAUUUAUGUCGUUUGCAUGCUAUUAGGUUAUUUCACACUCCUGAAAUGA